AUGGCGGUGCCUACCACAGCCAAGGGAAAUAGGAGAGAGGAGCGCGACUCGGAAUUCUUCAAGCUCGCGUGGCCCUCAGGGGAGAAAGUGACACAGUUAGCUGCCAACCUCUACAAGUACAUCGACCGCACCAGCUCAUACCCUGACGAAAAUGCUAUCUCUGAAGAGCUGGAGCUCUUCGAGUGCGCGGUGGCCGAAGAAGGCAAGCCGGCGUCGCUCCCCGGGGACUUCGUGCCUCGAGGCUCGAAAAUGAGGGCGAUUUUGCGCGACGAGAUUUACCGGGCGGUUCAAGAUGCGUCCGAAUCGUCUGGCCGCUCCACGUCCGUCUCCGCGAAGAAGCGUGUGUCGAUCCAGUUCGUCACGGAGGAAGAUCAAUCCAGGCUCCGUCUUGACCUAGGUCGACGCGUGCAGUGGGGCGGUGUCGAAAUCAAGGAGUUCGAGAAGCCGGACAAAGAGUGGGACCAGAAAACUGAGGAACGCGUUCAGUCGCUCAAGUCGCAAUACAACGGUGCGGAGCUCGAGGUCGUCUACAGACUGCUCGUCGACGAAUACAUGACCGCAAAGCCUGUGCUGCUGGUCACACCGACGGGGAAAAAGUUGCGGUCGUCGGUGUGCGUCAACAAAGACAAACUGUUUGUCACCAAGGAGAUCGACGGCGUGAACCUAGUCGACGUGGCCGUUCGCCUAAGCGAGAUCGCGCAUAUCCAGUUUGGGCGCCCGCCGUCGCUUCGGCUCCUCCAGGAGAAGGGAAAGGAAGAAACGCAUGAAGUCUCCGACAGUCAGUAUCUCUACAUUGUCUUCAAAGCCAACGCGCGCCGCAGCAGCGCCACAGGGCUCUGCACUGGUCCAGGUCAGCUACCUCCUGCGGCCACGCCCGGGACGGAGGCAGGGACGCCUCAGCCGCUGACGGUCUCGAUUCUCUUUUCCACGGAAGCCGAGCGGAACAGUUUUGCGUUGCUGCUGAGGACGAGCAUGCGUCUGGUGCACGGCAGUACCAUCGGCGACUGGGAGGACACCAUCGACGACUCCGACGAGGAGACUGCCACGAUGAUCGCCUUCGAGACGAUCGACGAACUGUUUGACUCAAAAAGUCCAGAGAAGAGCGAAGACGCGGAUAAGGCGCGACUCAUCAAGUGCCUCACCGCUUUCGGCAAAGGCGUCAACGUGCAAAAGGCGACCUCGAAAGGAACCCUUGUCGUUCGCCGGCUCUCUUUGGCAGGCGCUUCGCUUCAGCUUCUCUCGCUCAAGAGCAACAAAGGCCAAGUGGUUGGUGUUUUCGACGACGUUCUGGCGGUGGUCCCAGGCCAAGACGAUGACUGCUUCCGCGCGCUCGCGAAGAAACAGCAACUGCCGUCGGCCUCGCUGUGUGCGGUCGUGAAACUCACUGACCACUCGUUCGCGCUUAUUUUCCAGACGCAGGCAGCGCGAGACAACUUUGUAUUUAUGAUGAAGCAUCUGGACGAAAGUGACGAGAUGCUGCGUUACGUCGACGACGGUUCUCAGUCGGAGCCGACUUCCGGUCGGGCGCCGGGCGGGUCCAGCGCCAAGGCGGAUGCUUCGUCCGCUUCUCUCCAACCGCCGCAAAAAGACGUCCAGAACACGGCGCCCGGGAAAGCGAUGGCCAAAAGUUUGUCGAAAGCGCUCAUGAAAAUUGUUCCCGGACUCAGCAGACAGGACACCAAAUAG
Molecule: messenger RNA, 1686 nt
Organism: Neospora caninum
Lineage: Eukaryota; Apicomplexa; Conoidasida; Eucoccidiorida; Sarcocystidae
Exons: 11
Coding region: 1-1686 (561 amino acids)
Source: RefSeq, a predicted model, not a curated record